CAACACUUCAUCUCACCAUACUUUUGUGUCAACUUCCUAACUAAAUCCGUACGCCACAGAUCCUAACGAAAAUGACUGCAAAAUCGCUGCCAAAAGUCGAGCGGACGACCAUCGCGGGGUCCAUCGAGAUACCCCGCAUCCUCAACGGCCUCUGGCAACUCGCCGGCGGGCAUGACCAGGAUGUUAACGUCGCGGCAGCAGCAGACGCGAUGAAGCCCUUAAUCCAAGCUGGACUCGAUGGCUUCGACAUGGCAGACCACUACGGCCCCGCAGAGCUCGUCAUCGGCCACCGUAACCAUACUUCACCCUCCCACGCCCCCGUCACAGCCUUUACAAAAUGGUGUCCCGCCGAGACCGGUGACAAGUCCUUCAAGACAGCAGAGGCAGCAGUCGACCUCGCUCUCGAAAGAAUGGGCCAGAAGCAGAUCGCGCUGAUGCAGUACCACGUUUGGGAUUACACCGACGACACGUACCUCUACAACCUAUCUCACCUGCGCACUCUGCAACAACAGGGGAAAAUUGCACAUAUAGGACUUACCAAUGUCGACGCGGCGCAUUUGGAGCUGCUUCUUUACUCUGGCUACGAAAUCGCCACGAACCAGGUCUCGUGCUCCGUUAUUGAUCGCCGGCUGACGAGGGGCCGGAUGGCGAGGGCAUGUGAGCGGCACGGGGUUGGUGUCUUGACGUAUGGGACAUUACUUGGAGGCUUUCUGAGUGAGAAGUGGGUUGGCAAGCCGGAGCCUAAGGAUGACGGGGAGGGGAUGAAUUGGAGUCUGCGAAAGUACCUCCGCUUCAUACACGCCGCGGGUGGCUGGGACGCCUUUCAGCGUGUUUUGGGUGCCGUUGCUGAUGUUGCUAAGAAGCAUGACGUUUCUGUUGCGGCGGUGGCGGUGAGUUGGGUGCUUGAUAUACCUGUCGUAAAAGCAGUCAUCAUUGGGGCGAGGUUGACUUCCGAGAGCGGGAAGUACGCCGAGGCGAACCUCGCGGUGUUUGGUUUCUCGCUGGAUGAAGAAGACAGGAGAAAGAUUGAGGCUGCGCAGGAAGGCCAUCAUCACCUUUCGGGGAAGAGCGAGUUGGACGAGGUGGAAAAGGCUAUUGCUAGGGGGGAGAAGGUUGAAUUCCGCUCUGGCGGGAAGUGGGAGCCCGUUGCUGGGUACUCGCGUGCCGUGAGAUUUGGGAGUGUGAUACGAGUGUCUGGGACGACGGCGAACCCGCCACCUGAGCUCCAGCCUGGGCUUGCUGCCGUGGUUGGAGGAGUUUCUGCUCGGGCUCAGGCGGUUGCUGCACUGGACAUUAUCGAGGGGAGUCUUGAGAGGUUGGGGGGAAGCAUGGCGGAUGUGGUGCGGACGAGGGUGAUGCUUCAGCGAGAAGAGGACGUUUUGGAGGUAUCAGAGGCCCAUGGAUGGGCUUUCAAGUGUCAUGGGAUUCGGCCGGCUAAUACUACGGUCACGGCUGGGCUGAUUGGGGAUGAGGUGCUUGUUGAGAUUGAAGUUGAGGCGGAGGUGGGUAGUGGCAAGUCUGUCUUGGUGAUUGGGGAGGAUCGUAGAGCUGUUUGA
Molecule: messenger RNA, 1556 nt
Organism: Colletotrichum scovillei
Lineage: Eukaryota; Fungi; Ascomycota; Sordariomycetes; Glomerellales; Glomerellaceae
Exons: 3
Coding region: 72-1556 (494 amino acids)
Source: RefSeq, a predicted model, not a curated record